This is a messenger RNA of Fopius arisanus, 1222 nucleotides long. Its product is annotated as gamma-glutamyl hydrolase-like. The transcript is spliced from 8 exons. The record is from RefSeq and is a predicted model, not a curated record. Gene Ontology annotation, biological process: tetrahydrofolylpolyglutamate metabolic process. The coding region runs from base 69 to 1124 and encodes 351 amino acids. Lineage: Eukaryota; Metazoa; Arthropoda; Insecta; Hymenoptera; Braconidae. Gene Ontology annotation, molecular function: gamma-glutamyl-peptidase activity. Gene Ontology annotation, cellular component: vacuole.
CGCCGCCAGACCCGGUCAGUCUGGCUUUUAUAUCGGAAUAGCAAACAAGUGAUUAUCUAUAUAUUGAGAUGGUCCGCCCUAGUCCUGCGGCUAUCACGCCUCUGGCGAUUUUGAUAGUUUGGUCCACGAUUCAAGUGAAAUCAUUCCCAAUUCAAUCGAUCGGCCAAGAAAAUGAUCGUCCAAUUAUCGGAAUUUUGGUACAAGAGCUUAGCGACUAUAUGAUCAAAAUGUACGGCGAUGAACAAGAGAGUUACAUAGCUGCGUCCUAUGUAAAAUCCGUCGAAAGUGCUGGGGCACGUGUAGUCCCGAUAUGGAUUGGACAGCCGGCGACAUAUUACAGCGACGUACUGAGUAAAAUCAAUGGAAUUUUCUGGCCAGGAGGAGAGGCCGAGUUCGAUAGAUCCGGGGGAUUUUCCGCCGCAGGCCAGAUUAUUUAUAGGAUUGCCAGGGAGAUGAAUGACCGUGGUGAUUUUUUUCCCAUUUGGGGGACGUGCCUGGGUUUCGAAUUGUUGACUUACUUAGCGGCUAAUGGUGUAGAGCACCGAACCAAUUGUUCAAGCAACAAUCAAGUACUACCAAUAAUUUUCAAACCCAACUUCACACAGAGUCGAAUGUUUCAAAAUGUUCCGCAAGAUAUCAUCGAUAUUCUGAGAACCGAAAAUGUUACCGCGAAUUUCCAUGAUUACUGUGUGACGGAGGAGGACAUGGCGAAAGUUAAUUUAACGGAUUCAUUUAGAAUCAUGUCCGUAAACCAAGACUCGAAUGGAUUAGAAUUCAUUUCAACAUUAGAACACAUCAAUUAUCCAUUUUACGGAGUGCAGUUUCACCCCGAAAAAAAUAAUUACGAAUGGGUUCGAAGGUCUGUUUUACCUCAUACCAGAAAUUCGAUCCGUGCCAGCCAGUAUUUCGUUGAUUUUUUUGUGGAUGAAGCACGAAAAAAUAAACACCACUUCUCUUCUCCUGAAGAGGAAAUAAAAAAUUUAAUCUACAACUAUAUCCCUGACUACACAGCGGGACUUACAAAAUCGGUAUUCCAGCAGGUUUAUUUUUUCAAGAAGCAGCCGAAGAGCAUUUUGAAAGAUCGGAGCACCUCCAAUUCUUCAAUUACAGCAUGGGCUAAUUAAAUAAUACGGGGUGAUAAUGAAUACGAUAGAUUAAGAACAGUAAAUUUAUUGUACUCAUUAUUUUUCAUGUAACCUUGUAUCCUACAUCAAUAAAAAAA